Messenger RNA from Peronospora matthiolae, 141 nucleotides. Lineage: Eukaryota; Oomycota; Peronosporomycetes; Peronosporales; Peronosporaceae. The record is from the annotation of a GenBank genome assembly.
AUGACUCACGUUGAGAUCCAGUACCGGUUCUUCAUGUACAGUAGCACCGAGCCAGAUACUCGUCGUUUAGUGGUGCGUCUGGGCACAUUUGAGCACGUUGUGAGCCCGAGCCGACCUGAAGAGCAAGAAGUCGACUACUAG